This is a messenger RNA of Plutella xylostella (diamondback moth), 3826 nucleotides long. Lineage: Eukaryota; Metazoa; Arthropoda; Insecta; Lepidoptera; Plutellidae. The record is from RefSeq and is a predicted model, not a curated record.
AAAUGCAACAAUGAAAUUAGAAACGAUAUUUGGUACAAUAAAUCAUUCUAGUUGAUCAACAUUGAGGAAUUGUUGUUGUGUGUGUUAACAUUGAUGGAUUGAAGAAAUCGGAAAUCGUGUUUUGCGCCGAGCACCGAAAGCAAAAUCAAUAAAAUACACGAAGUUACUGAAACAAUAACAAACCAUUUGUACCAGUAAACAAUUUAAGAUCUUAAUGAUUACCUAAAGUGAAGUAUGUUAGUUUAAUUAUUUCAAAAUAACCUCAAGUAACAAUGAAUCCCAAUUUGAAACAGGCAUUUGCGCGAAUAAAGCCGCUAUGCGAUUCCCUAUUGAUCAGCCCGAACCCAGAAAUCAUCAAUAUGGUGAACUCUUGUGUCAUGGAACUUAAAAGUGAUACAUUACAAGAGAUGCAGCUUUAUAUUUUGUUCCCUGUGGCCUCCCACCUCAAGUCUAAGGAACUAAAAACCAAGCAUGAAGUGCAGCGGCAACUGGUUGACACCAUGAACAUUGUGCUGGAGAAGGUGUCGGUGCACCUGCCGGAUGUGUUUGUCAAGUACCACACCUGCCUGCUGAACCUCGUGUUCGACAAGGGGAACCCGGGAAUGGUUGCAAAAGUAUCUGAAGAGUUGUUGCUAUCGGUCAUGAAGUGUAUGACAACGCUGAUGAUGCGUGCUAAUGGAUCCACCCGGCUCACCAUAUUCAAGUCCCACGUUCCGCUCCUAGCACAAACCAUUUACAUUGCCGCACACAUUGCUAAGUUGGAAAAGCUUAGGUCUUUGAGGCUAGCAGCGAUAGGCUGCCUAACAGCCUACACAGCGACCCACCCCACUCUCUGCUCGGGGCCCGGCGCGGCGGCGCUCCGUACGGCCGCGGCGGACAUGGCGGGCGGCAUCCUGCCCGGCGUGGUGGCUGCCUUGCAGGAGGUCAGCGUGGACGCCGACAACCCGGGGCAUGCUCUUGUUGUGGCGGCACUGAACGCGAUGCACAACAUAGUGUGCAUGGUGGUGAACGACAAGAUCAGCGGACAGAAGGACAACGUGUCCAUCGAGGACUUCAACCACAUCCUCACAGUUAAGGACGCGGAGAAAAAAGAUGUAGCCAAGAGGCCGGCCAUGAAGACUCCCGAAUGGUACUCCAGGGUGGCCAUCAAGCUAGAGCUGGUGACCCGCACCCUGGUGCCGCUGCAGAGCCACUCGCACUUCGCAGUCAGGAUGGAGCUGGCCGUGUACUGCUCCAAGCUGCUUCUGGAGUGCUCCCAAACAAUGGCCCCCUCCAUCCCUCAUGUCCUCGACGUACUAAUAGCUCUGGCCAAGGACGAGUACCCGGAGAUCUCGCGCUUCUGCUCCGACGGGCUUCAGGCCUACUUCUGCAACAUCAGCCACGAGGCCAAGCUGAAGACGCUGGAUAUUGUCGCGGAGAACUUCAUUAGUAUCCUGCAGUCGCUGCCGCGGAUACUUAAUAAUGUCGACACCCCGCGCAAGCUGGCCACACUGAACCUGAUCCACGGCUACCUACAGCUGCUGGGCUCCUCCGCUCGCCUCGCCUCCGUGCUGGGGCUACACCGCGCCGUGCACGCGCUCACACGCAGCCUGGUGCAGGCCGCCGCGCGCGCCCCGCCCGCCGCGCCGCCGCCCGCGCCGCCCGGUAUACCAAUUGCGAUCUCCACAAUAGACUCGGAAAAGCUCAGCGGGUCUCCGUGGCGGAAGCUCAAGCACAUUGACGACCCGCAAUGCGAGACGAGACUCAUAGAGAUCUGUCGACUGAUCGGGAAUUCAGAGUGUGCUGAUAUUAUAGUGGAUGAGUUGCUAGAUCUGGUGCCCGAUUCGCUGGACGAGCGGAUUGAGAGCGUGUAUUUGUGCAACUGGAUUGGUUCUGCUCCGCACGUCGACACUCGUCUCACCAAGCGUAUAAUAGACAAGUACAUAGAGCCACACAUCUGGUACCUGCCACUGGACAUGCUCAGUGAGGCCCCGCCCCUGACAGACGAGACGUAUGACGUCAGCAUUUACAACCCCCGCGCGUGGGAGAAGGAUAGCGUGCCUGGUCUAUACGAAGGAACAAUAGAGAUGCGCUACACAGACAUCGGCUACUCGAUGCCCCGCACAAGGCCGAAAGACCCGAACUACUGCACAUCUCUAGCCGAGGCCCAGAACAACACGGUACUGACGUGUAUGCUGACUGAAGGCCUCGGGAUAUUGGCCAAGCGACUCAUGGCAGACUUCCAACCGUAUUUGCUGAAGACCCUGUGUCUUAUAUUGGAGAGGGUUGGCAGUAAGUACUGGCUGGUGCAGCUGGCGGGCGCGCGCGCGCUGGGCGCGGUGACGGCGGCGCGCGCGCACGGCUCUGUCACUGAGCUCGUGCAGGAGAAUGCUGAUUACUUCACGCAUCAAGUCACGGUCAGGUUGAAGAAGGCGUGGAACACUCAGUCAGCGCUGCAGAUUCUGACAGUAGUGAUGGAGUACAGUGACGCCAGCAUACUGAACUGCCUCCACGGGAUUAUAUCCGAUGUUCUAGUCCAAAGCUGUGAUAAAUACCACGAGAACGACUUGCACGCAUAUCUCCACGUGUUCCUCACAUUCGUCACGCGCACACAAGCGUGGUUCCCGCCCGACCCUGACGUUAACAACGACGUUAAACAAAACACGGUAGAUGUUACGAAAGAUCUACUAGAGUACGUUGAAAAUCUGGAGGAGAGCGAAAGGUUGUUGAAUGAGGAAGAGGGCAAGAGUGGGGAGGAAUUGUACAAAGAAGAUCUCAAGGCUAAAGAGGAGGAGGAUGUUUUAAAUUAUGAUGAUACUGUGACAGAAGAAAAGAAACCGCUACCGCAGCACAUAACCCUAACACUAACAAUACUGAAGCGCUGUCUCAACUUCAUCCCUUCGAGAAAGCGGGACGAAAGACUGAUGGCCCUCCAGAUCAUAAACCACGGGUUGCUGAUACUCCAAGGCUAUGAGAGUGAGAUGUUGCCACUGGUCCAUUUAGUCUGGUCGCCCAUGGUCGUGAGGUUUGAGGAAAGUGAUGCGAUAGUUUUGCGGGCCACGUUUGAACUGUUGGUCACGAUGGCGAAAGUGUCCAAGGACUUUAUUCGAAGUAGGACUGUCAAAGAUGUGCUACCAAAACUUUACAAACUCCUGCGCAAGUCCGCCCAAGACAGUCACCUGAAAGACGUGGGCUCCUACUACCGCCAGUCGCAGGCGUACCGACUGCAAGUCAUUAUUCUGACGGCACUGCCCCGGCUGGUUAAAGAUUUGAGGUUGGAAGAUGGUGACCUCGAGGAGUGUAUGAGCUGUGUGGAGCUGUAUCUGUCCAAUAAACAGCCGAAGCCUUUGCAGAAUCACGCGGUGACAUUCUUCAAAGAGAUGCUACAAUACGACCACGGCGCGGCGUGGCACCACCUACGGACCCUCUGCAAGAACCAACAUGUCCUACAGAUCCCUCACAUCAAGGACUUCAAGCUAAAUGCCAUCACAGGUAGCCCCUACAAAGCUACCGACAAGACCUAUGCUAAUAAUAUCAAAUCGAUCUUCGAAUUAGUCUAAAGCCUUCCGCGGAGGUACAGUCCCCUGGGGACUUAAGUCCGUCGAAAUUACAGAUCUCUUUUGAAUUGUAUAGUUAUUAAGCACACGAACCCGUUAUUUAUAGAGGAUCUAAAUCGGCGAAAAAUAAAUAGUCCCUCUUCUGUCUGUUAAGUUACAAAAGAAACUAAAGUUUCGAAUGAUAGUCAAUGUUAAAGGUGAUAAGGAAGAAUGUUAGUCAAUGUUAAGGAUAUAAGUGUUAGUAAAAACAAUAAAUGUUAAAUGUGAAACGUGCAAUUAUUGUCGUCCAA